Molecule: messenger RNA, 1528 nt
Organism: Ruditapes philippinarum (Manila clam)
Lineage: Eukaryota; Metazoa; Mollusca; Bivalvia; Venerida; Veneridae
Product: gamma-aminobutyric acid receptor subunit rho-1-like
Exons: 8
Coding region: 140-1225 (361 amino acids)
Biological process (GO): chemical synaptic transmission; monoatomic ion transmembrane transport; nervous system process
Cellular component (GO): neuron projection; synapse; membrane
Molecular function (GO): extracellular ligand-gated monoatomic ion channel activity; neurotransmitter receptor activity; transmembrane signaling receptor activity
Source: RefSeq, a predicted model, not a curated record
AUAAAAUGAUUUUGUGUCGCUAAAAGUGUGUCUGUUUUUUUUUUUGUAUGGAAAUUUUAUAAAUUGAAGUUGAUGUGUUUAUGCCGAAGUAUAGUUAAACUAUAUAGAUCUACUUUGUAAAAAGAUAUACUGGAAAACUAUGACCACUAAAAAGAAAAGAAACGUGUAUGUGAAGGUCAACUUUCUCAAGGUCACUGAUAUUGAUACGAUAAAGGAAGUGUUUCAUGCGGAUGUCCUCGUUAAAGUCCGGUGGCGGGAACCUUCGUUAGACAACGCCAAGGAUCUAUCCGUGUCGGACUUUUCAAAGUUCUGGAACCCGAAAAUAGUCAUAAGCAACAGCGCACCUAGCGCCACGUGCAAAACAUGGCGUUCCGUAAAUCUCGCAAAAGACGGAGAGGCGUUCAUUUUAGAAAAGUUUAGAGUAAAGGGGGUAUUUGCCGAGAAUUUAGAGCUCCAUGAUUUUCCAUUUGAUGUACAGGACUUAUCAAUCGUUGUAUCAUCGGAACUAGACGAUGAUGACGUAGACAUCAUCGAGGACAAUGAAGAAGUCUCGGCAGUAAAUGUUCUGUGUUUUGUCGACGAUACGGAAUGGACCGUCCGAGAUUUUGUCUAUUCGGAGCCUAGACAGUUUAAUAAAGAGAUAGCCGAAACGCAGUUCAAGAAUCCGGCAUUACUUGUAAAAUGUGUGGCCACCAGGAAUGCUGGGUUCUUCUUGUAUAAUAUCAUCUUGAUCAUGACAAUGAUUUCCACUUUAUCAUUAACAACAUUCGCUGUGGACAAAUCUUUGAUUCAAAACCGACUACAACUCGCAUUUAUCAUAACACUUACAGGAGUCACAUUCAAGAUGGUGUCAAACCAGAGUCUUCCUAAAAUACCCUACCUGACACAUCUGGAUCGUUUUAUCAUUGGGAGUAUGGUAUAUAACUGGCUGGUAUGUCUUUGGCACGCGGUACUGUCACAAUAUGAAGGUAAAAGUAACCAAGGUGACAUGGACAAAAUUGCGUUCUUUGUUCUGAUUGGUCUACUAGGAGUCUUCCAUCUUGUCUUUUGGCUAGUAGUUCUUAUAAAGAGAAUAUACCAGGAGUUCAAACUGAAGGACAGAGAAUCCGUUUAUCAGGAAAAGGCACUUAGAUUAAUGGGCUCCUCGUGGAAGAGUGAAAGAAUCAACCGUAGAAAUAGAAUUACCAGAAAAAAUAAAAUAGACGCGGGAGGCAACUUUGUUUGAAGGUGUUACAUGUUCGUAGUGAUUCCUUCCCUUUGAUGGUGUGACGUGAUUAAAAUUGUUACAGUUUGAAAGGGUUAUUGUAAAUCUGUGAUAUUUUUUAUGAAAUUUUCUCCAACUUUUUGUUAAUUAUUAAUUUUGUUUACUAUACUCUUUUUCUUUAUAAAAGUAAACAACAACAAAAAAUGUUGUUGUUACAUGUGUUACAUUGCGUCUGUAAGGCUUGCUGAAAAUGUGAUAUAAAUUGGGAUCUCUAUUUGAACUUGUCAUCCGAGUAAUUUUAAUUUUAGAAGCUAAUUUUCGCAC